Molecule: messenger RNA, 819 nt
Organism: Vanessa atalanta (red admiral)
Lineage: Eukaryota; Metazoa; Arthropoda; Insecta; Lepidoptera; Nymphalidae
Product: piggyBac transposable element-derived protein 2-like
Exons: 3
Coding region: 1-819 (272 amino acids)
Molecular function (GO): sequence-specific DNA binding
Source: RefSeq, a predicted model, not a curated record
AUGGCAGAGCCCCUCGUGUGCCAGGUUAUAGCCUGCGUCAUAUACCGAGACCGGCAGAAAUACGCUCUCGAGGUGGCGGUGUUGAUUUUUACGUUAAACAUGGUUUUUAUUACAAUGAGUUCGAAACGUCUUAACGUUUCUAACUAUUACAACGGCUUAGAGGAAGCAGUCAUUGCUGUUUUAGAAGAUAGUGACAGUGAGGCUGAUUACGAAUUCGCGAUUAUACCACCAGAACCUAGCAUCUUAACAGAUGAAGAAGAAGGUGCCGACGAGGCCAUAAUUACUGCCUCUUUACCCCGGGAUGUGCCUGGUAAUAUAGAGGUAUUUAGGAGUAAUAAGGAUACAAUUCCAUGUGCGGACCUUGACAGCAGCGAUGAUGAGCCUUUGGCUGAAAAAGCAAAGAGAAGUCGUCGUCAACAGCCAGUUCAGCCAGUAUGGCAUACGUGUUCACCAACAUACUCUACUACAACUCAAGAAAGAACUGAAGUUAUAGCUAGACAGAAACUAGUAAAAGAACAAUUUCAAGAUCUAACCCCAGUACAAAUAUUUGAAAAAAUAUUUGAUGAUGAAGUGAUUAGCUUGAUAAUUACAAAUACAAUUUUAUAUGCUAAUCAAAACAAUAGACACACCUUUCGACUGGACUCUGUUGACUUGAAAAAGUUUAUAGGCAUAUUGAUAUUAUCUGGGUAUCAUAAGUUACCCAGAGAAGAUUUGUAUUGGUCUUAUGAUGAAGACGUAGGCGUCGAAAUGAAAAACAAUGUUUCGAAAAUUUUCAUCUAUAAUACGCCGCUGUACACAAUCGAGUACACCCCCCUCUAA